Messenger RNA from Loa loa (African eye worm), 594 nucleotides. RefSeq lists its product as hypothetical. Gene Ontology annotation, biological process: plasma membrane organization; membrane fusion. Bases 1 to 594 code for a protein of 197 amino acids. The record is from RefSeq and is a predicted model, not a curated record. The transcript has 4 exons. Lineage: Eukaryota; Metazoa; Nematoda; Chromadorea; Rhabditida; Onchocercidae.
AUGGAUGCUGAUGAAAUGUACAAUGUUGAUUAUGCUCGCGAAAAUCGCUAUCGAUGUGCUUGCUGCGUAAAAUGCUGCUCAUCUUUUUGUGAUAUCAGAAGACAAGAUAGAAAAAAAAGUUAUUCCGUUACCGCGAGCGCCAGAAGGGUUGGUCAGUUUUCAUUAUUUCAACAGCGUACAACCUAUGGGUGGUGGCCAUGCGUUAACACUUCUCUACCUGACGAACAAAAAUUAGAUUUUGAUGCGAAGAAAAAAAAAGAUGAUGAUUUCACUGCCCAAAAGCCAUAUGUGACCGGUGCAGUAGAAUUGGAACUGACAUUGUUGACGGCUGAAGAAGCAAAACUUGACCCUGUGGGUAAGAAGCGUGGAAAACCAAAUCAUUCACCAUAUCUUCCGCAUCCGAAUCGUCCUCAUCUGGAUCAGUUCUGGUGUCUUUCACGAGCUAAAGCGUGCUGCUCUUUGUGCUGGACCAGUUGGGGUAAACAAUGCGUUGUUAUAGCUAUAUUUGUUUUGAUUGGCGUGAUUCUUAUCGUCUCAACUGUUUACAAACUACCUGAUCUUGUUGUUACAAAAGUAUUUAACACUCGUAGUUAA